This is a messenger RNA of Micropterus salmoides (largemouth bass), 1881 nucleotides long. RefSeq lists its product as uncharacterized. Gene Ontology annotation, cellular component: mitochondrion. Gene Ontology annotation, biological process: dihydrofolate metabolic process; glycine biosynthetic process; folic acid metabolic process. Gene Ontology annotation, molecular function: NADP binding; dihydrofolate reductase activity. The record is from RefSeq and is a predicted model, not a curated record. Lineage: Eukaryota; Metazoa; Chordata; Actinopteri; Centrarchiformes; Centrarchidae. The transcript is spliced from 6 exons. Bases 84 to 680 code for a protein of 198 amino acids.
CACAUGCGCUACAGACACGGUGACUGCUGCACAUCGAGAUCCUGUCCUUCCUGUCUGCUUGUUUGUUUGGCCGUCUGUUGGAGAUGGAAACGAGUCGGGACAAAGUGCAGGAGAAACCUAUUCGCCUCAUUGCAGCAGUUUGCAAUAACAUGGGGAUCGGGAAAGAUGGGAAACUGCCCUGGCAUUUACCAUCUGAAUUCCAGUACUUUCUGAACACUGUCACGAAGGUGUCGAGACCAGGAAAGAUGAACAUGAUGGUCUGGGGAAAACUGUGCUGGUACUCCCACCCAGAAAAUAUGUUCCCACUGGCCAAUAUUCUGCAUGUGGUGCUGAGUACGACACUGAAAACUGUUCCAGAUCACGCCCACUUCCUGUGUCAAGACUUUGAGAGUGCCAUCCGGCUGGCUGCCCAGCCACCCCUUUCUGACCUGAUUGAGACCAUCUGGAUUGUUGGGGGGACGCAGGUCUACAAGGAUGCAUUGAAGCACCUGUGGUGUGACCUGGUUUAUCUGACAGACAUCAUGGCAGACUUUGACUGCGACGUUUUCUUCCCUGAGUUUGACAGAGGAAUAUUUAAAGUACAAGAAAGAUUUCCUGGUGUGCCGAGCGGAAUUCAGGAGGAGAACGGCAUCAAGUACAAAUUCCAAGUAUUCAAAAGAGAGACUGGCGAUGUGGUGUAGACCGCCAGAGGAUGGUGGUGUGUUUUUCUGUCCUCCUUUGAAAACUUCCUUGUCAGCUUUCAACAUUUAGACUGUAACUGUAGAGUUACGCCCCUAAGGCCAUAGGCGUAUCUUUAGAAACUCAAGGAAAGCCAAAGUCUUGCUAACACUGUUAUUGAGCAUUCCAGCUAAUGUAAAUAGGAUUUGAACUUGAAACACUGAGCACUUUAUCAGCGGUCCAGUUUGUCUACACGUGUUUUUAUGUGCAAUUUACUCUUAGAAUUAUUACCCAUUACCCACCACUACUGUUUGGUAAGAUAUUUUUUUGGCAUAAAAGAAAUCCUCCCAGCCAACCCUACCUACUUGUUAGCGUUCCCAUCUCGUCCUCAUCCUCAGUAAUAUCGCAGCUGCUCAGAAAAUAUGCUUGUCAGUGAGUGAGUCAGCGGACUGCGUCACUGACUGCCUGUGUUCCAGGUAACACAGCAGAUCCAGUCUUUUCUAAGCAAUCAUGACAGAUGUCAAUUUAUACAGUGACGGGUGAAUUAUCCUACUGGUUUGUUUUAAUGACGUCUUAUUUACAUAUGGUGAAAUUUUACAUCUGUAAAAAGUUAGAAAUGGAAAGCCACCUAUUUAUUGAGCCUGUGUUGUGUUUUUUUGUUGUGAAUAUAGUUUUUUUUUUUCCGAAAAUAGAUAAACAAUAGACAUUUUGUGACUUGAUUUUUCACUUUGAACAAAAUGAUCCUUAUUCAUCUGGUUGUACCAUUUUUGCCACUAGAUGGAGGCAUAUCAACGAGAAAAGGGACAGAAAGCUAACCUUUAUGCUGCUGAUUAUCAACCUAUCCCAGAUUUCACCACCGGCUUCUAUCAAAGGCAUUUUAAUAUACUUCAUUUAGUUUAGUUUCAUAGUUUAAUUUGGAUCACACACACACAGGGAGUUAACAGUCUCACAUAUAUGGAGGCUUAUGAUGGUUUCAUCUGCAAUGGGCUGGCAACCUGUCCAGGGUGUACCACGCUUUUCGCCCAGUGUCAGCUGGGAUUGGCUCCAGCCCCCCACGACCCUGUACGCAGAAUAAGCGGUUGACGAUGGAUGGAUGAUGGUUUCAUGGUCUUGUAAUAGUAAUGUAAUAAUAAUGUUCAAAGUGCCUUUACUACAGAAUAAAUCAAAAUGAUGUAAAACAGUGACAGUAAACAGCAAAAGUGAAACAAGGGGGAAAAAACCAGA